UUUGGCCAUACGGAUCAUAACAUCUCCAUAGUCCAAGUCCAUAUGUUUCAUGAUUGCUUGUGUCAGUCCUGUGUGUUCUUUCUGCUUCUUGUUCAUAUAAGUUUUGUUUAUAAAUAUAAACUGUUUCCAUAUUCAUUCUAGUGUUUACUUUUCUAGUUGCAUAUACAGUACAGCCUGCAAUGGUCUUUUAACCUAUUUUAUAAGUUAGUACAAGAAACGAACUCAGUAUGUCAGCGGAGACAGAUAUACAUGUUACUAAAGACAAAGUGUUUGAUCCAACUUUUGGAUUAAAUUCUCAUAUGCUGGGUGUUAUUGUAGCCGUUAUUGCUGUCGUCAUAACAAUAUUAUUGUUCGUACUAUGGCAACGCAGACAGAAUGCCCGUAGAGGAGUGCUGAUCUUGGGACUGUGUGAUGCUGGAAAGACGCUGGUGUUCUCUCGGCUGCUGUACAAUCGCCACAUUCUUACCCACACUUCCAUAAGAGAGAAUUGCGGGGAGCUUAUCGUCAACAGUGGCUACCUGCGUGUGAUCGACAUUCCUGGACACGAACGAGUUCGCUUCAAGUUCUUUGAUCAGUACAAGGCCAUCGCUAGGGGUAUCAUCUUCGUCAUUGAUGCCACCACCAUCCAGAAGGAGAUCAGGGAUGCAGCUGAAUUACUGUACACCAUCCUGACAGACGCUGCCAUAGUGUCUGCUGCCCCCCGAGUGUUGGUCCUAUGUAACAAGCAGGAUCAGACCCUAGCCAAGGGCUCUCAGGUGGUCAAGUCUCUUCUGGAAAAGGAACUGAAUCUGCUACGCAGUACCAAGGCUAGCCAACUGUCCAGUAUUGAAGGCUCGACCGCCCAAGUGACUCUAGGCACCCCGGACAAGGAGUUCCAGUUUGCUCAACUUGCUCCCAUCUCUGUGGAGUUUGCCGAAGGAUGCGCGUUCAACUCCACUCCUGAGACCCAGGCCGAGCUCAAGUCUGUUCACAAGUGGGUGGCAUCCAUUGCUUAAACAUUGUUCUAUCAGGUAUCAACCAGAUUGUGUUUUUACAUUUUUUUUGUUUUUUCGAUUAAAUAACUUUUGUAAAAAACAGUUGUACUCU
Molecule: messenger RNA, 1086 nt
Organism: Homalodisca vitripennis (glassy-winged sharpshooter)
Lineage: Eukaryota; Metazoa; Arthropoda; Insecta; Hemiptera; Cicadellidae
Product: signal recognition particle receptor subunit beta-like
Exons: 5
Coding region: 228-995 (255 amino acids)
Source: RefSeq, a predicted model, not a curated record